UACACGUGCGGCCUUCCGCUCUGGGCUGACUGUGAAGGGUGAUCGAAGAGAUGCCGGUCGCCGAUAAUGGCCAGGUGGUUGUGAGAGUGAGUGAAUGCUCGGAGAGACAAUCAGUCACCUCAGCCUGGUGUCAUCAGGAAAGUUACAAUGGAGGGGACAAAACAGUCGAGGGUCUCUCGUCCUCACAAGAUCAGUGAAUCAUCAAAGGUGUACAGAUGGGCGGAUCAUUCUAGUGUCAUCCUUCAGGGGCUAAAUGAGCAGAGACAGAAGGGACUGUUCUGUGAUAUCGUGCUUGUGGCAGAUGAACAGAGAGUGUCUGCCCAUAGGAAUCUAUUGGCUGUUUACAGUGACUAUUUCAAUUCUAUGUUUACAAUUGGAAUGAGGGAAGCUUAUCAAGAAGAAGUUGAGUUGGUUGGAGCCUCUUACAUCGGUCUAAAAGCUGUGAUUGACUUUCUCUAUAGCAGUGAACUCCCUUUAGAUGGUGGAAACAUUGACUAUGUGCUGGAAACUGCUCAUCUUUUACAAAUUUGGAAAGUCGUGGAUUUUUGUUGUGAGUACCUCGAGAGUGAAGUUAGUGAAGAAAACUACCUUUAUCUUCAAGAACUGGCUUCAAUUUAUGACCUAGAGCGACUGGACUGUUACAUCGAUAGUUUUAUUCUGCAUGGUUUUGGUACACUUUCCUUCACUCCAGAAUUUUUGCAGAACAUAUCUGUGCAAAAGCUUUGUCUUUAUUUGGAGAGCAACAAUGUGCAACAUGAAUGUGAGCAUGACUUGCUACAGGCUGCGCUGCAGUGGUUAACACAGAGUCCUGACAGAGUGCAAGAUGCUCGCCUUGUCCUCAGAAACAUCCAUUUCCCACUUAUACCCAAAAGUGAUCUAUUGCAACGAGUUAAACCAGCAGUGUGCUCCCUACUUCCCAAAGAAGCAAAUUGUGACGUGUUCUUGGAAGAAGCAAUAUAUUAUCACAAUAACAUUACAAAACAACCAGUACUUCAGAACAAGCGUUCUUUCCUUCGCUCAGAUAUUGAAAGACUAUUGUUUAUUGGUGGGGAAGUGUCAGAACGUGGAGAAGAGCUAAGUGAUGAUAUGUGCUUUUUUGAUGCGACAAAAGGGCAAUGGUUUUCUGAAACAAUGCUGCCUGCAAGACGGAGUCAUCACUGUGUGACUGUCUUUGGAGGAUUUAUCUUUAUGGCGGGUGGAAGCUCAUCCCGUGAUAAUGGAGGUGAUGCAGCUUCAAAUGUCCUUUAUAGAUAUGAUCCUAGAUGCAAUCAAUGGUUCAAGGUUGCUCCCAUGAAUCAGAGACGAGUGGAUUUUUACUUAGAUGCUUUUGCAGACUUUCUGAUAGCCGUUGGAGGAAGGAAUGAAAAUGGUGCUCUAUCCUCUGUUGAAAUCUACGACCCCAAUAAUGAUUCUUGGUCCUAUGUCGCUGGCCUACCAAGGUUUACAUAUGGCCAUGCUGGUUCAAUAUAUAAAGAAUUAGUGUAUAUCUCAGGAGGUCAUGAUUACCAAAUUGGACCCUACAGAAAGAAUCUUCUUUGCUAUGACUAUCGAACUGAUGUUUGGGAAGAAAAAAGACCAAUGAUAACAGCUCGAGGAUGGCAUUGCAUGUGCACACUGCAGGAUCAUAUCUAUGCUAUAGGUGGCAGUGAUGAUCACAUUGAGUCUAUGGAGAGAUUUGAUAUUUUAAGUGUGGAAUGUUACAGCCCACAGUAUAAUCAAUGGACCCGAGUUGCCCCUCUCCUCCAGGCCAACAGUGAGUCAGGAGUGGCAGUUCUGAAUGGAAAAAUUUAUAUUCUCGGUGGCUACAGCUGGGAGAAUACAGUGUUUUCAAAAGCUGUGCAGAUAUAUAACAGGGUUGAGAAUAAGUGGCACCGUGGCCCAGACCUCCCAAAAUUAAUUGCAGGAGUGUCAGCAUGUAGUUGUGUGCUUAAACCUCGGUCUCCAGAGAAGAAACUAAAGACUAAACACUAGGACUGUUGUAGAUCGUAACCAGUUCAAAAAGGCACAACCUCAGGAUGUCUGUUAGUUUGAUUUGAAUUCAUCGGGAUGUAGAAAAAGCACCAAGCAAUCCCAACUACCGUUGUUUCUGCCAUUUGGCAGUAUCGUUGAAAAGAGCCACCUGUUCUAUUUAUUCACAGUUAUUGCUAUAUAUAUUGCUGUGUUAAUGUAUAAUACGUUGCUUUCUAUGACAUAUAGAAACUGAAAUUACUGUGCAAGGGAUCCUGAAAUGUGAAUAUUAGUUUUUUUUAAUAUAUUAAGAACAAUACCUUGACGAGGUUGGGGUUAGAUUGAGAAGCGCUUUCUCCAUUCAACCAGAGUAAGCUUUCUAACAUGACUUCUAAGUCUAUUGGGGACAGAAUUCAUUUAAAAAGCCACAUCCAAUCUUAAGUUAUUUCUGUAUGUGCAUGAAUGAGUGACAUGCAUGUUUGGGCUUCCAAGCAAUCUGGUGUAAUUUUUAUGUAUCUAACGUCUACCAGGCUCAAUGUGACUAAAGUUGUGUGUUUGCUAAGAUAUGUGAUAUUUUGUUGCAAUGGCCAAACUGGGUGUGUAAGAUAAGCAGUGUUAAGGUAAAUGCCUGAAUCAGUUGAAAGGGUGGUGUUACAAGCAUAAUAUAAUAUGACACUGACAGUCUCAGUCUCAUAUCUAGCAAUCAAGUGUGUGUUAUUUCUAACGUAGCAAUUGGCUAUUUUAUACAUCAGUAAGUUCAAAAACAAAUAGAAGAAGUCAACACAAUCACCAAUUAAGAGAAGUUUUAACAGUAAUGAAGUAGCUUUGAGUAUUCUCCAUUUUUUAAAAAUCAUAUUUUGUUUUCUGCUCACGUCUCCACCAGUGUUGUGUUUCGAUGGAAGCUGCAGAAACUCAAAUGCUUUCCUGCCAUAGUUAAAAUCAGAAACAUUCCUGUGUAGGAUGAAGUUCCAUCACUGAAGUAUGAAUGUUCUGCAGAUUAUGUUGUACUUUUUAAAAUGUCCUUUACUAUCAGAAUCAAAAUCUAUUAUUUUGAAAAUAAUGAUCAAUUGUAUUUUCUUCUCAUGCGAAAUUGUAAAAUAGUUAAGAAAUGGUCAGCAUUUUCUGCACAUCUGACAAUUCUAACUGUUCAAGCACAAAAAUCUGAAAUCUAAAUAUAAGAUUGCAUCUUUUGUCUUUUAAAAUAUAAAGCACAUAUGUUUCCAUGUUUUUGUAACAAACAGCUGAACAUUAUGAAAUGUAGCAAUAACAUACCUGUAAGGCUUUUAGAUUUCUAAAAAUUUUUAGACUUUUAACAAUAUGCUUGGACAACUCAGCAUGUUUUUGAAAGCACAAGUCCUGCCGUAUCCCUUUCAGUGUACCUUUUUAACAAUAUGCAUUCAAAAUUUCAAAGGUCUUGCUCUUUCUAUUCCUCCCUGCGUGCACAAACAAUUCAAAGGAAUAAUUGCAACAUAUUUGGACUAUUAGUAAUGGAAAUAGACUUCUAUAUGUCACCAUAUUUACUUAUUUUACCAUAAGGCAUUAGAAAUGUACUGACAUUGGGUUUUUAUGGAAGGCAGCUUUUUCUUUAUAUUAAAUUACUUUUAAAAAGCAUAGCUGACGACUCAUUGAGCUUGUAGCUGAUUCACUGUACGAGAGCUAUUUGAAUGUGUAGGACUGAGGGCUGAAUUUGCAAAGGCUCUUCAGUACGUGUGAGAUUUUUAGUGCUGUGCAUUGCUUAUCUUAUUUGCCUUUUAUGCCUCUUUUGUAGGAAUAUGCAAACUGACAAGGCUGUGUGCCUGCCUUUUGGGUACAAUUCUUCACAUUUCUUUGCUAAUUUGUAUAUUUUUAUAAAGGGUACCAAGAAGACAGCUUUGCACGUUUGAUUUUGUUUUAAAGAAGCACUUUCCACAGCAGAAGUUUAAUGUGGCAAAAACAAAAUAUGCGUAGCUGUAAACACCAGUAAUGGUCCCAGAUGGAAUAGUUGACAGGAUGAAUUAUUUCUCAAAGUAACUAUGGAACUGGUAUUUAAAAUGCUGGAAACUCGCAUCUGACAGCAUCUGUGGAGGGGUUUUAAAAAAAAUACAGUUCAUGUUUCAAGGUUGAUGACCUAUCAUCAGAACAGAGGUGUGGAGGUCAGGCAGAGAGUUAACUUCAGAGAAGUUACAAGAAAUGCUGAAAGUGCACUUUGCAAAGAACAAAGGAAGAAAGAGCUGCAGGAUAAAUAAACGUAGAAAUGUAUCAAAAUAUUUUUUGUGGGAAGCUGGAUUGUAGGUUUUUAUGGUCAAAAGUUUACUCUUUCCUGAAAUUGUAACUACAUUUUCAGAAACUUCACUUAUUUGCUACGAGUUGUUGGAUGAAUCCUGUUCAUCGCUGUUGCCUGGUUCUGCAAGUGUAACAAAUAUUUUCAGUCAAUUGCAAGCACUCCUGUUGCUGACUGCAGGUCUUGGCUGCUUAACUACAGCCAAUUAGGUGAAGUUGGCAACAAGUAUGUGGACAAAGGGAUAACAGUGUGGAGCUGGAGGAACACAGCAGGCUAGGCAGCAUCAGAGGAGCAGGUAAGCUGACCUUUUGCA
Molecule: messenger RNA, 4520 nt
Organism: Rhincodon typus (whale shark)
Lineage: Eukaryota; Metazoa; Chordata; Chondrichthyes; Orectolobiformes; Rhincodontidae
Gene: klhl36
Product: kelch-like family member 36
Exons: 5
Coding region: 148-1971 (607 amino acids)
Molecular function (GO): cullin family protein binding
Source: RefSeq, a predicted model, not a curated record